AUGAUGCGCCGCAGGCCGUUGAAGAAAGGGAAGAAAGCGUGCACCGAGUGCCGUCAGCAGAAGGCAAAAUGUGACGUUUAUUUAAAUCCAGACGAGCCGUGUACUCGAUGCCGCAAAGUUAAGGCGGAAUGCAUUAUCUCGGACCCCUUCAAGAGAGAGCACAAGCGCAGACGCCUUUCAGAUUUGCAGCGCGAGUCUGAAGAGUUGCGGCGAAAGCUCCGGGAAUCACAACCUGCAGAUCCCCACCCCUCGCCCAUUGCUCUCUUGACAGCUGCGGCCGAGCUAGGAAGCCGAUCGGAUCCACAUGUUGCCUCUCUUCCUGCUUCAUCGCAUUUGUCGCCUGACUCGUAUCCAACGCAGUUGCUAGCUCCAAGUAGUCUGGGGUCCGCGACUCCGGCACCGGCCUACGACAGUGACGAUGCCACACUACCUAGAACUUUGAGUGGAGUCAAACUCACAAGCGCAGAGAUCGACGAUCUGUUUCAAUUGUAUUUCCGUCACUAUGCCCAGUUCCUUCCUAUUCUUGAUCCUCAUACCCGCCCAAACACUUUCUAUGCUCAAUGUCCCUUCCUCUUCUGGUCGAUCAUUGGCGUUUCAUGUCGGGUCUAUCCACAAAACCCCACGCUGCUGAUAGCGUUGGCGCGGAGUAUCAUUGAGAUGGCAUUCAUGUCCGCCCUGUCAUCAUCACCGCCUUGGCACAUAAUCCAGGCGUUUUUGUUGAUUCUACAGUGGCCAUUCCCAAAGGGCGACCAUCCUGAUGUGAACUAUACAGUUGCAGGGAUGAUGUUGCAUGUCGCCAUGCAGAAUGGCUUGCAUAUCCCAAUGUCAAGUCAUGAAUUUUCACGUCGGAAAAUGCCGGCGCCUUCCGAGGCUGACCUUCUACGUCGGUCCGAAUUAUGGGCGUUGUCUGUGGUAGUUUAUCACCGGGUCUGCAUGCAAAAGGGACAAAUACCUCGAAUCAACUCCGCGCAAGACCCAACGCAGCGCCAAGCUAUCCUCGAUAAGGUCGCUCCGUGGUUGGCGCUGAAGCUCCGAUGCCAAGGGAUAGUUGGCAGAUGUAGCGAGGCAGUAAUGGAAAAUGGAAUUCAAACAAUGUCAAUGGACCAAGAGCGGUCCCUUGAUAUCUUGCUUCGUACAUAUGAGAGUCAGAUAGAUGACCUUGAACUGCAAGCAGUUUCUGAUGACGAGAGGUUUGAUGUCUUAUUUGGCCGCAUGGCCAUUCAAGGCUACCACUUCUACAAGAUCCAGACAUGGGUCUCAAGUGCAUGUUUCCCACGAGUCCUCGUCACAGCAUGCAAUUUAAUCGACUACAUUCAAUCCUUAACCGAUCGGGUUAGCAGCCUAGCAAUGACACCCGCCCAAAUGCACUUCGGUCUAUUCCUAGCCUCAACCUCCUUACUAAGGAUUCUCAAAAGUCCAGCCGCUUCACACGGCUUAGAAACGAUUCGUGCACGAGCAUCCCUCUUCACAGCCAUAAAUCUCGCCAAGCAAAUGUCCGUCGACAGUGCAGACAUGGCUUCCAAAAUGGUGAUUGUUCUCAGCGCAAUAUGGAAUAGCAACAAGGCAUUCCGGAGACCAGAUGGGUCGGAGUUCACCACACUCCGCAUCCGGGGUCGGUUAGUGGUUAGUCCUAUUAUUGAUGCUAUUUGGUGGUGGCGAGAUGAAUAUGAUCCUCCUUCCAGAUUCAGAUCUGUCGUUGAGCCUGCCGGAGGUUGUGUUUACGGACAUUCGCGGUCAUAUGAAGCGCCGGAAACCGGGCCUAUCGCCACGGGAACUGAUACGAGUCAACAGGAUGUGACUGGUGGUCUUAAUCAGGAUGCAUUCCUUCUUGAUGAGCAGUUCCUGGCUGACUUUGAGUGGGCCUUGACUGAUGACUUGUUGUUUCCUACGGAAAACAUGCCCAAUUAUUGGGCUGCGGGGAACAAUAUGUUGUAG
Messenger RNA from Penicillium pulvis, 1935 nucleotides. Its product is annotated as putative C6 transcription factor (Leu3). Lineage: Eukaryota; Fungi; Ascomycota; Eurotiomycetes; Eurotiales; Aspergillaceae. Gene Ontology annotation, molecular function: DNA-binding transcription factor activity, RNA polymerase II-specific; zinc ion binding; transcription cis-regulatory region binding. Gene Ontology annotation, biological process: regulation of DNA-templated transcription. The record is from RefSeq and is a predicted model, not a curated record. The transcript has 5 exons. Bases 1 to 1935 code for a protein of 644 amino acids. Gene Ontology annotation, cellular component: nucleus.